Molecule: messenger RNA, 411 nt
Organism: Cricetulus griseus (Chinese hamster)
Lineage: Eukaryota; Metazoa; Chordata; Mammalia; Rodentia; Cricetidae
Source: RefSeq, a predicted model, not a curated record
CUGAAGAAGGGCGGAGCUCUGGGCCAGCAGCCUGAGGCCAUCCGCACCGUGACCUCAUCCCUCAAGGAGUUGUACCGCACAAAACUUUUGCCCCUGGAGGAACAUUACCGCUUCGGGGCCUUCCAUUCACCAGCCCUGGAGGAUGCUGACUUCCAGUAUAGCACCGGCAAAACCAGCUUCAUCCAGUACCUUCUGGAGCAGGAGGUCCCCGGCUCCCGAGUGGGACCAGAGCCCACCACCGACUGCUUCGUGGCUGUCAUGCAUGGCGAGACGGAGGGCACCGUGCCCGGCAAUGCUCUCGUCGUGGACCCGGAGAAGCCCUUCCGCAAACUCAAUCCUUUUGGAAACACUUUCCUCAACAGGUUUAUGUGUGCCCAACUCCCUAACCAGGUUCUGGAGAGCAUCAGCAUC